AUGCUCUUCGUCUCGGCAUUAUUAUUCCGAUUUCUAGAAGAGAUGACCGAACCCGCAGACAAAGAAUGCAGAUCUCACGUCAUGUCGGCAGAACUCCUCCUCCGCAUCUUAGACGACAACCUCUGCUCCUCCCUCCUAACAGACGCGGCCCUAAUAGUCGUCCUCCGACAAGAUAUCUUCAUCGCAAACCUAACACAGCGCCCCGUCGGCCCCCUCGCAAACCGCUGCAACAUCGACCGAUCCCUCACCCCAACCAGCGAUGUAAUGUGGGCCUACCGAAUAAUGUCACACGCCGCCGAAAUUACAAACUUCGUCUACAGCGAAGAAAGCGACCGAAGCACGCCCACCUGGGACAAACUAAUGGCGUACGCGAAGGAUUGGGAAAACUGCCGUCCGAACUCGUUUACACCUCUUUUCCAGUCACAGACGGCUCCGCCCACAUUUCCCAACCCAGUUUUCGCGAGUGAUUGCCAUGUUGCGGGACACCAGUACCUGGGACUUUGUCGGAUUCUCCUGCUGGCUUGUGACCCACAUAUACCCAUGCUGGGGAUGAAUGGGAUGCGGAUGCUCCAGGAGCGGGAUGAGAAGACUAGGGAUUAUGUGAGGGAUAUUUGUGGGACUGCAAUGGCGAAUUCGGAGUGUUUCCCUGCUGUUUCGACUGCGGGUUUGGUUAUUGGGAUGUGUGGGGAGAUGUUUUCGGAUCCCGAGGAGACGGGUGUGCUUUUGGAGUUGAUUGCUGGGGCUGAAGGGCAUCUUCGGUGGCAUCAUUUGAAGUCCAAGGAGAGUUUGCAGAGGUUUUGGGGGUUAUCUGGGAGUUGA
This is a messenger RNA of Penicillium argentinense, 819 nucleotides long. RefSeq lists its product as uncharacterized. The transcript has 2 exons. NCBI's taxonomy places the organism in Eukaryota, Fungi, Ascomycota, Eurotiomycetes, Eurotiales, Aspergillaceae. The record is from RefSeq and is a predicted model, not a curated record. Bases 1 to 819 code for a protein of 272 amino acids.